Molecule: messenger RNA, 1005 nt
Organism: Cladocopium goreaui
Lineage: Eukaryota; Dinophyceae; Suessiales; Symbiodiniaceae
Source: the annotation of a GenBank genome assembly
AUGGUCUUUGCGGUCUUGCUCACGGUGUGGACGGAUGGAGGAAUCCCUGGUCCUGGUCUGGGUCCUUUUCAAUGGAUUGAUUUUUUUGCCGGGAAGGCAGAGGCUACCAAAGCUUUCCAGCGCAGGGGUUACAAAACAGCCAGACUUGAUAUCAAUUACAUGGACCGGGCUACUGGGAGCAACCCCAUGGACCUGCUAACUGAUGCAGGAUUUGGGCUAGCGAUAGCCACCUGCCUGAUGGGUGAUGAGACGGGAUUUGUGUGCCACUUCGGAUUGAAAUGCAGCACGUUUUCAACGGUCAAUGCUGCCACUUCAGGAAGAUCACCAUGCACUGCAAUCGGAAAUAUCCACUACAGAUCAGUAGACGAAGGAAAUGUUCUAGCAUCACGGGUGAUGUUACUCAUGAUUUUGGUGGUGUGUUUGAAUGGAACCGUCGUUUUGGAACAGCCGGCGGAGAGCUUUCUUCAGUACUAUCCCCGGUUCAGGGAAUUCAUUUGCCUUCUUCAGCAAUCUGGUGGACAGCAUGCGGUGCAACGCGUGACGUGGUUCAUGGCUACCUAUGGCGGCCCAACGCCAAAACGACAUGUAGCAUACAGCAAUUCCCCAGCCAUUCAAUCCUUGUACAAGGGGGCCCUGACAGUUUGGGCAAAGCAUGUCCAAUCGCAAGACGCUGCUGGCAUAGAUCGUGUACGAACAGUCAAAAAGUACAUUGACAAAGAGGGAAAGCAGCGUUUCAAGGGUGAUAAGGGCCUACGUCCCAGUGAGAACUACCCUCCUCAAUUUGGGGAGAAGCUGGCGUCCAUGUUCGAGAACCUUGUUACCCAGAAGCUGGGGAUGCCAGCUCUUCCUUCACCGCUUCCCAGUGCGGAACAAUGUUUCAGCCAAAUGACUUUUAGUGAUAUGUGGCAAGACGCCAAUAUGGCUAGUGUGUGCCAUUGGUUGCGAGGUGGAAAGGGGUUACUGAUCCCAAGUACGUUCCGACCACUUUUGCCGGAGAAGCUGUGA